This is a messenger RNA of Austrofundulus limnaeus, 1883 nucleotides long. Its product is annotated as glutamate receptor ionotropic, kainate 2. The record is from RefSeq and is a predicted model, not a curated record. Gene Ontology annotation, molecular function: signaling receptor activity; ligand-gated monoatomic ion channel activity. Lineage: Eukaryota; Metazoa; Chordata; Actinopteri; Cyprinodontiformes; Rivulidae. Gene Ontology annotation, biological process: monoatomic ion transport. Gene Ontology annotation, cellular component: membrane.
CGCGUAGAAAAUUUUACAAGGGGAUUCAAACCCUCGCUCCAGGAAAGGACGGGAGUCGGAUUAAACCACUGUGCAUUUUUGAUUUUUUUUUUUUAAUUUUGUAUUUUUUUAAACAACAUGAAGAUUACCUCCCAUCAUCUGAUGAUAACCAGUCUCGUUUCCAGGUCCAACCUCAGGCUCAUCCCGCUUCUUCUGCUGCUGUUUCUUGGUUACACUCGCGGGAUGCCSCACGUUUUAAGAUUUGGGGGAAUAUUUGAAUCCAUCGAGAGUGGCCCCUCCGGAGCAGAGGAACUAGCCUUUAAAUUUGCCUUGAACACAAUCAACAGGAACCGCACAUUGCUCCCAAACACCACACUGACUUAUGACAUCCAGAGAAUAAACAUCUUUGACAGCUUCGAGGCUUCCCGGAAAGCAUGUGACCAGCUGUCUCUUGGGGUGGCGGCCAUUUUUGGCCCCUCGCACAGCUCGUCUGCCAACGCGGUCCAGUCCAUCUGUAACGCUUUGGGAGUGCCCCACAUCCAGACCAAGUGGAAGCAUCAAGUGUCAGACAACAAGGACUCCUACUAUGUCAGCCUGUACCCCGACUUCUCCUCCCUCAGCCGAGCCAUCCUCGACCUCGUGCACUUCUUCAAGUGGCGAACGGUCACUGUGGUCUACGACGACAGCACAGGUACAGGUCUCAUUCGACUGCAAGAGCUGAUCAAGGCGCCGUCGCGGUACAACAUCCGUUUGAAGAUCCGACAGCUGCCCACAGAGACCAAGGACGCCAAGCCACUUUUGAAGGAGAUGAAGAAGGCGAAGGAGUUUCACGUCAUCUUUGAUUGCGGACACGAGAUGGCUGCCUGGAUCCUGAAACAGGCACUGGCAAUGGGUAUGAUGACUGAGUACUACCACUACAUUUUCACCACCCUGGACCUUUUUGCCCUCGACAUGGAACCGUACCGCUACAGUGGAGUCAACAUGACGGGGUUUCGCAUACUCAACACCGAAAACUCUCAGGUGUCAUCAAUCAUUGAGAAGUGGUCGAUGGAGCGGCUACAAGCCCCGCCCAAACCGGACUCGGGCCUGCUGGAUGGAUUCAUGACAACGGACGCGGCGCUGAUGUACGACGCCGUGCACGUGGUGGCGGUGGCGGUGCAGCAGUCGCAGCAGAUCACUGUCAGCUCCCUGCAGUGUAAUCGCCACAAGCCGUGGCGCUUUGGAAGUCGUUUUAUAAACCUCAUCAAAGAGGCUCACUGGGAUGGUUUGACAGGACGUGUUCUCUUCAACAAGAGCAACGGACUGAGAACAGAUUUCGAUCUUGAUGUUAUCAGCCUGAAGGAGGAAGGCCUGGAAAAGAUUGGAACAUGGGAUCCUCCCAGUGGUCUCAAUAUGACAGAAACGCACAAAAGCAAGACGUCCAACAUCACUGACUCUCUGGCUAACAAAUCCCUGCGUGUAUCCACUAUACUGGAGGAGCCGUAUGUGAUGUUCAAGAAGUCUGACAAGCCUCUGUACGGGAACGAUCGCUUCGAGGGCUACUGUAUCGACCUGCUGAGGGAACUCUCCGGCAUCCUGGGCUUCCGAUACGAGGUGCGAUUAGUGGAAGAUGGGAAGUACGGAGCGCUUGAUGAGAGCACAGGGCAGUGGAACGGCAUGGUGCGGGAGCUCAUGGACCAUAAAGCAGACCUUGCUGUUGCUCCUUUGGCCAUCACCUACGUCCGGGAGAAAGUCAUCGACUUCUCAAAGCCCUUUAUGACUCUUGGGAUAAGUAUUUUGUACCGCAAGCCCAACGGCACCAACCCUGGGGUCUUCUCCUUCCUCAACCCCCUCUCGCCUGAUAUCUGGAUGUAUAUUCUGCUGGCUUGCUUGGGUGUCAGUUGUGUGCUGUUUGUCAUAGCCAG